AUGAUAUAUCAAGUGAGUUUUCUACAAAUCGAUUCCUUCCAGGGAUCGUCUUAUAUCCAUGACGUCAUCGGAACAAAAUUCCUUGACUUGGCGGAAAUAUCUUAUGGACGUGAUGGUUAUUUACCGAGUUUUGGACCAUGUUACAUAAACUUGUACGGCUCGAUGAGAGAAUUUUCCGGCAUACCUAGCGAUUAUGAUGAACUAAAUGAAGGAAAAGGUGAAGGCGCCGCUUAUCGUGGUCGAGUCCUCGUUGAAAUUGAGACAGAACUGAACCCGAGUCAUAACGAAGAAAGAGGAAGUUUAAACUCUGAUGAUAUUGCCGACGUGGCGCCUUUCCAGCGACGCAAAAAAUUUUGUCUUUUGGCAACUUUUCUUGAGGCAACCAUGCUUUCAGUUCACGAUACUCCCAUUGAAUUUGAAGUCAGUAUAGGUAACUGCGGAAACAAAAUGGACAAUUCUUUCCAGGCCUCUUCGUCCACAACACCUCCGACAAAUCCUGUUUUUGAUGGCGAGCGGUACUAUUAUCUGCCGUGGGCUGGAACCAAGCCUUAUGUUCGUAUUGAUUGCGAGUGGGAAGACAUAACAUUUCGUCUUGGAGCUCUAAAUAAAAUACUGAGAGCUUGUCAAAGACUGGAAAAAAGCAUCGAUCGAGUCAAAGAGAGCUAUUGGAAAGGCGAGCACAAAGAAUCCGUGGAGGAACUUUGCAAGCUUUUGGAUAUACUUCUUAAGGAUUGCCAGACUCUUGGGAAUCAACCGACGUUGAAAAAACCAGACAUGACAAAUUUAGAUGUGUUGCUGACGCAUCGAAGAAACACGACAUUGAAUGAGCUUGGAAAAGAAGCAACCGAACUCAAAGAAAAAGUUACCAACCUAAAAGAGGCUUUUGAAACUCUUGAAACGGUUGAAACUGUGGAGAGAUUUCUCAAGAAGUUAAGAAGCAUUGCCAUUGAGCCGCAAAACAGUAUGCCCGAUGUCAUAAUCUGGAUGAUAAAAGGUGGCGCCCAGCGGAUAGCAUACUGUCGAAUACCUGCACACGAGCUUUUGUACACAUCGGAUAAAGAACAACAGGGAAUCAACUGUGGAAAGAUUAUCGACGUCAUUUUAAAGUAUCCAGGAAAGCAAGACCAAAGUAAAAAACAUGCCGUAAUCCCUGCGUUAUUGCGUGUCAUGCUACGGCUGAGUUUGGAGGAACACAGUAUCGACGAGUGGCAAGAACUGACAAAAACUGGCGGGAAACUCAUGCUGUAUGCUGAAACUUACGAAAAUCAGCAUAGGGUACCGGGGAAAUGGACGACGACACUCUUGAGACGUCCAUCAUUUUCCAAUGCCAAAGGAACGCUAAGUCUACCAAAAGAUCAUUUUAUCGAACCCACCGGGUGGAGAUUUGACAAAGAAUGGUGUGUAAGACCAGAAACAAGUACCCACUUCAGCAAGGAUACGGGACACAAGCGGUUCCUCGAAGAUGCGUUCGAAAAUGAAUCUCGGAUGUUUCCAGGUGAAAGUGGCGCCCUUUGCAGGAAUCACCGUGGACGGACAAUAGCCUGUAGAAAUUAUAACUCCUUUGAUUUUACAACUAUUGCAAUUCUCCUUUCCAUGUAUAAACAGGUUAAACGAGAGCAAGGCUGGGAAUACGCUUUUAAGACCACGUUUGGAUCGACAGAUUAUGAAGCUGUCGAGAAAACCUAUCACUUAUGUCGUCGUAGAAGAUGGACUCGCGAAAGAAAACUUCUUGGAUCGCCGCAUGAUUUUUAUCAGUUAACUAUGCCUGCGGAAGAUCACGCGUCGAAAGAUGGAUGGGAAUAUGCAACAACAUUCUCUUCGAGAUUUCACAGAGAGGAAAAGUAUUACGAUUUUGUACGACGACGACGAUGGCAUCGUAGAUUGGUACGAACAGAUUCGACAGCUCCCGAACCCGUGUUUCGACUUGGAGCGGAAAAGGAAAAAGAUCUGGUGCUUGAUGCUCCGAGAAUUUUUCUCUCAUUCAAAAGGCCUCUCAUUUGCCAAUUUCGUGCUCAUCUUUAUCAAGCAAGAAAUCUUUUGCCUUCGGAUCCAAACGGAUUGGCAGAUCCCUACGUUCGGCUCUCGUUCUGCACACGAAGCGCGACGUCCUGUACAAUAACCAAGAGUCUCAAUCCAACUUGGAAUGAGAUGUUGCUCAUCGAUUACGUCCCCAUAUAUGGUCAUUAUGAACAGGUGAUUGAAAAUCCUCCAGAUGUGUUGAUGGAGUUAUUUGACAGCGAUUCAAUGCUUAAGGGAAAAGAUGACUUUCUCGGACGUGCUCAAGCGGAGCCGAUUGUAUUCCUUCCUGACCGUGUGCCGGAGGCGAAACUUUCAUGGCAUAAAAUUUGGAAAAAGGAUCAUCAUUGCGGUGAUAUUUUGGCUGUUUUUCAAGUAUUUGUGGAAAACGAUUGUGCUCCAGCGCUUCCCUCGCCUGUUGACAGCGAUAUUUACACUAUUCCUGAAAAUAUACUGCCUAAAACAACGAAACAUAUGGUAGAAGUACUCUGUUGGGGCUUACGCGAUCUAAAACGUUUCAAGGGAUUAUCCGUAAAAUCACCUUUGGUGGAGAUUGAAAUGGGUAAAACAACGCAGAAGACGAACGUUUUGGAAAACAUCAAAACGAAUCCCAAUUUUCAGGAGAACCGUGUACUAUGUUUUCAUAUCGAUUUACCAGAAAAGGGUUUCUUUACUCCUCCAAUCACGAUACGAGUUCGAGAUAACCGUUUAUUUGGUCGUCGUCCAACAGUUGGCGUGUGUGUCAUUGAAAGUGCCAAAAUCUUUCUCAAUAAGAAGACCGGAAGUUACAAAAAUGUAACGAAAAGUCCAGCUUCGGGUGCCAUACCAGAUCACCGUGCCGUAGUCAUUGAACAGGACAACACAAGAAACGAGACUGCCAUCGAAGAAGAAGAAGAAGAAGAAGGACAAAGAAAGUUUGAUUGGUGGUCAAAGUACUAUGCUUCUCGAGAGGAAACUCGUAAAAUGGCCGACGACUAUCCAACAAACUUCGAUACGAUGGAGAUUCACCCGGACGAGUUGGAAGAGCAUUUUGAAAAUUUUCAGGAUUUCAUCCAAACGUUUCCUUUGCGAAGAGGAAAAGGGCAUGAUCCCGAGUAUCACGAAAACGAGAGCUCAGUCGGAGAAUUCAAAGGCUCCUUCUGUAUCUACCCGUUAAGUGAAAAGUACGACACUUCUCUACAGCCGCAAUUCUUCAAGGAGAAAUUUCUACCAAAGGCAGAACCAAUCAAAUGCACCGUCAGAGUUUAUAUUGUUAAGGCUUACGACUUGAUGUCAAAGGAUCUGAACGGUUUAGCAGAUCCAUAUCUUGUGGUAUCUCUUGGAAAAAAAUGUCACAAUGACAGAGAUGGUCAUGCGUGUGAUGUCUUGUCAGUAGAUUUUGGAAAGAUGUUCGAGUUCAAAGCCAGAAUCCCAAUGGAAAAAGAUCUAAAGAUUAAAGUCAUGGAUUACGAUUUCGCAUCGGAUGAUCUUAUCGGCGAAACCGUCAUAGAUCUUGAAAACAGAUUCCUGUCCAAAAGACACGCGAUGGCAGGACUUCCUAAAACGUAUUCGACUUCGGGUCUAAACAAAUGGCCUUUUGGAAAAAAAUAUCGUCCAACAGAGAUUUUGAUAAAUUACUGCAACCUUCACUAUUCGUCACAGCCGCGUUUUAAUAACGUGCCUAAUUCCGAUGAUGUCUGUGUUGAGGUCGAUGGAGUUUUAUUUUUAAAGCUUAGUGAUUUCGAACAUGAAAAGAUUGAAAACGACAGUUAUGAUUUCAAAUGUCAACGUCUCGCUCUGCGCGUGCUCCAUGACUUUAACAAUUUGGUCUGUGAACACGUGGAAACAAGAAAUUUGUAUUCUAGCUUGUAUCCGGGAUUUCCACAGGGUAAACUUGAGAUGUUUGUCCAUAUAUUUCCCGAAUACUGUGGAGAACCUGGACCACCGAUUGACAUUACUCCAAGACAACCGAAAAAGUAUGAGCUGCGCGUUAUUGUGUGGAAUACGUGUGAUGUUUUUUUGCAAGAGGGAAAUUUGUUAGGAGAACAAAUGAGCGAUAUCUACGUCAAAUGUUGGCUAGCUGGCAAUGAAAAACAACGUACAGACAUACAUUAUCGCUCGUUGAACGGUGAAGGAAUGUUCAAUUGGAGAAUGCUUUUUCCGUUUGAGUUUUUGGAUGCAGAGAAAAUGAUACUUGUAAAGAAAAAGGAUCAUAUUUGGAACUGGAGUGAGCGCGUAGAGAAGGCGCAACCUCGCCUCACCCUACAAGUUUGGGAUAACGAUCUUAUAUCCAGAGACGAUUUCAUAGGUUCCAUUGAUUUGGAUUUAAAAGCACUUGGGAAACCGUUCAGUAAUCCGAACAAGAUCAAAAUCUUUCUGAUUAUUCGAAACGCAAGGCACAAUCGCUGUUCGAAAUACGUCGCAUCUAUGGCUGGUUGCCAAUAUAUGGUUACCCGAAAGAGAAGGGUGAAUCAAAGAAGAACAGAAAUGAUAAAAAAAUCUUGGAUUGAAGGCUUUGACUCCGGCAAAGUUGAAAUAACUAUGGAGCUACUUGAGUUUGACGAAGCCAAUGCUAAACCUGCUGGCAAAGGACAAGAUGAACCAAAUCAACAUCCUGCAUUAGAAAAACCUAAUCGGCCCAAGACGUCAUUCUUAUGGAUUUGGAAUCCGUGGAGAUCUUUUCGUUUUAUUAUUUGGCGCAAUUACAAAUGGUACAUCAUCGGUGCAAUCCUGUUGGUGUUAGUUAUCAUCUUGCUGAUCCUUUUCAUAUAUUCUGCACCGGGAUAUUCUGUCAAAAAACUAUUCAACGCUUGAAACGAUUCGAAUAUUUCGUUCGUUUCAGUCGAGGUUCGUGAGCAAGGCUGCCCCAAGUAUCUUGCAAACUUUUUCCAUUAAAUUUUGUAUAUCAAAAUCUACGUUGGUAUCCUAUGUAAGCGCCAAGUGUAACACAAUUAUUCAGCAAAAAUGGGAAAGAUUUUCGUUCUUUACAAAUGAAGAAAAGUUUUAUAUAUAAUAGCUUUGACUAAUUAAAAUUGGAGUUAAAUUGAAGGAAAA
This is a messenger RNA of Xenia sp. Carnegie-2017, 5049 nucleotides long. RefSeq names its product myoferlin-like. Bases 1 to 4809 code for a protein of 1602 amino acids. Gene Ontology annotation, biological process: plasma membrane organization; membrane fusion. Gene Ontology annotation, cellular component: membrane. Lineage: Eukaryota; Metazoa; Cnidaria; Anthozoa; Malacalcyonacea; Xeniidae. The record is from RefSeq and is a predicted model, not a curated record. The transcript has 41 exons.